UACAUGGCGUCUCGUGUGUGAACCACUGCGCCGCUGAGUUUGAGGCCAACAUCCGUCGCUUCCUUCAUGUAGCUGCUGCUACGUAUCUGCUGUUGACCAACGUUUAUAGCGAUGGAAAAAAAUAAUUACGAGUCUCGUGACAUGAGGCUGGUUAUCCUCGAAGAUGACGGCGAAGUGGCUGACUGGGCGGCCAGAUAUAUCAGGAAACGCAUUCAGGAGUUCAAGCCGGGCCCAGACAAAUAUUUCGUCUUGGGACUACCGACAGGGAGCACGCCGUUGAGCUGUUACAAGAAGCUGAUUGAAUUUUAUAAUCAAAAGACGGUGUCGUUUCGAUAUGUGAAGACAUUCAACAUGGACGAGUAUGUAGGGCUGCCAAGAGACCAUCCAGAGAGCUACCACUCAUACAUGUGGAACAAUUUCUUCAAGCACGUAGACAUUUUGCCCGAGAAUGCCCAUAUUUUGGAUGGAAAUGCAGCCGACCUGAACGCUGAAUGUGACAGGUUUGAGCGGCUGAUCACGGAAGCUGGCGGAGUGGACCUUUUUGUUGGAGGCAUUGGCCCGGAUGGACACAUUGCCUUCAACGAGCCUGGUUCAAGUCUUGCAUCUCGGACACGAGUGAAGACCCUCGCCAAGGACACAAUUAUGGCAAAUGCACGUUUUUUUGGAAACGACUUGGCCAAGGUUCCCAAGGAAGCGUUGACCGUUGGCGUAGGCACCGUGAUGGAUGCACGUGAGGUCAUGAUUCUUAUUGUCGGUGCACACAAGGCGUUUGCCUUGUACAAAGCCAUUGAGGAAGGUGUCAAUCACAUGUGGACCGUGUCUGCAUUCCAAAUGCAUCCCCGGACAAUCAUAGUCUGUGAUGAAGAUGCAACCAAUGAACUGCGUGUGAAGACUGUGAAAUACUUCAAGGGCCUGAUGCAUGUACAUAACCAGCUGGUUGAAUAUAGAGAUGAUGUCAAGACUGAUGACGAGAAGAAGGCUGACCAGCAUUGAACCGUGUUCACCAUAGACAAUAUUUUGCAUUUGUUGCACCAUGACUCUGGGAUUUUAUAACGCUGCUCCGUGUGAUGGACACUGGCGCUUUAGUGCUUACAAUAACAUUACUUACCGAAGAAUAGAAUUUUAAUAUGUCUUUGCUAAUCUAGCCCCAAGAUAUUGUAACACUUUAUUAAAUACUUAUAAACUGGUAUUUGAUCCAUUUGUUCAAGA
Molecule: messenger RNA, 1209 nt
Organism: Rhipicephalus sanguineus (brown dog tick)
Lineage: Eukaryota; Metazoa; Arthropoda; Arachnida; Ixodida; Ixodidae
Gene: Oscillin
Product: glucosamine-6-phosphate isomerase 2
Exons: 6
Coding region: 112-993 (293 amino acids)
Biological process (GO): carbohydrate metabolic process; D-glucosamine catabolic process; N-acetylneuraminate catabolic process
Cellular component (GO): cytoplasm
Molecular function (GO): glucosamine-6-phosphate deaminase activity; identical protein binding
Source: RefSeq, a predicted model, not a curated record